AGAAAGAAAGAAAGAAAAAAAAGAAAAGAAAAGAAAAGAAAAGAAAAUAACCUAGAGUGGUCUGGUGAGAGGAGUAGGGACCUACUUUCAGGUGUGUGGAUUUACCUGCAGGGCGGGUGCCCCACCAUGUCUGCUGAAUCUCCCUAGGGUGUGAGGAGAUGAAGGGAUCCCACAUCCAAUUUCCUUCGUGCCUGCUUUGGGACUUUGUUCUCCCCUGUCUCUUGAGGGAUAGAUGGGACCCUCCUGGCCCCAGUGAGGGUGGCAUCCUGCUCCAGGAUGUCCUGCUGCUACUUUCCUUGUGAAGGUGGUCAUGAGAGGAUGACACAGGUAAGGAUCCUACCUGAGCCCCGCCUCCCCCUCUGUAAAAUGGGCAUUCUGUCCCUCUCCUGGUAGCUCUUCUUGCAGGUGACUGAACUUCUAUCAAUCAGGUAUCUGAAGGAGGCGAGUUCUAAGGAUCUGCAUCAUGAUGGCUGCAGAAGUUUCUCCAGAUUUGAAUGGAAACAGUCUUCAGGAGACCCAAACACUUCCAUCCCAGAUACAGGCCGCCCGCUUGGUGUCAGUUCGUCAUGGAGCUGCCGCCCAGGGCCACGCGAGGGCGGCGGGGCUCGGAGGCCCAGCUGAGGCGGCCUUGGGAGCGACACCAAACAGCAGAGACAGCGGAAGCGUAAGCAGUCCUGAGACGGCAGCGGCAGCGGCAGCGGCUGGGGCGACCGGAGUCCCCCAGGGUGUUCAGUCAUGAAACGAGUGUGCUCAGAGCAGAUUCAGAUGGCAGUGUCCUGCUACCUCAAACGCCAGCAAUACUUGGGCUCAGAUGGUCCCUUGAAGCAAGGGCUGCAGCUCUCACAGACUGCUGAGGACAUGGUGGCCAAGCGAACAGUUCAGUCAGAAUCUGGUUGUGCCAACAUAGUCUCUGCAGCCCUUUGCCAGGCAGAGCCCCGUCAAUACGAAGUACAGUUUGGACGACUGUGGGAUUUUCUCACUGAUUGUGAUUCCCAGCACAGCCACGAAGUGAUGCCUCUCCUCUAUCCUCUCUUUGUCUACCUCCAUCUCAAGCGGGUCCAAAACAGUUCCAAGAGCACAGUGGAAAGUUUUUACAGCCGCUUCCAUGGAAUGUUUCUGCAGAAUGCUAGCCAGAAGGAUGUCACUGAGAAGCUACAGACCACUCAGACCAUCCAGGACAACCUGUCUAACUUGAAGCUGGGAGCAUUCCUAGAUAACAAGUAUGUCUUCUGUCUCCAGGAAGACAGCUACCACUACCUUAUCCGCUACCUCCAAAGUGACAACAAUACUGCCCUGUGCCAAGUCCUUACCUUACAUAUUCGUCUCGAUGUGCAACCUGCAAGACCAGACUACCAGCUCUGUGCCAGUGGCAGCUCCUCUCUCAGAGAGAGCAAUGGCUUAGAGCCUCCUGAUGUGGCCAGCCCUAUUCUACAGAAUGAGGCUGCCCUGGAGGUCCUGCAGGAGAACAUUAAGCGAGUCAAGGAUGGACCUCCCUCCAGCAUUACCAUCUGUUUCUAUGCCUUCUAUAACACAGAGCAGCUGCUGAACACUGCAGAAAUCUCCCCUCAUAGCAAGCUGCUUGCUGCUGGGUUUGACAACACUUGCAUAAAACUUUGGAGUUUACCAUCCAAGAAGUUAAAAUCAGAGCCCCAUCAAGUAGACGUGUCCCACAUUCACUUGGCUUGUGAUAUUCUGGAAGAGGAGUAUGACGAGGAUGCCAAUGCCAGCACAGACAUGAAGAUACUGCGGGGACACUGUGGACCCGUGUACAGCACGAGGUUCCUCAAAGACAGUUCAGGCUUGCUCUCUUGUUCUGAGAACAUGUCCAUUCAAUACUGGGACCUGGGGAGUUUCACCAACACUGUGUUGUACCAAGGACAUGCCUACCCCGUGUGGGACCUAGACAUCAGCCCAUAUAGUCUGUACUUUGCCAGUGGUUCACACGACCGCACCGCCAGGCUGUGGUCAUUUGAUCGGAUGUAUCCACUGAGGAUAUAUGCAGGACACCUGGCAGAUGUGGACUGUGUCAAAUUCCACCCGAAUUCAAACUACUUGGCUACAGGCUCCACCGACAAGACUGUGUGGCUGUGGAGCACCCUGCGGGGGAACUCGGUGAGACUCUUCAGAAGCCACCAUGGCUCUGUGCUUUUUCUUGCCUUCUCUCCCAAUGGUAAAUACUUGGCGUCUGCAGGCGAAGACCAGCGAUUGAAGCUGUGGGACUUGAACACUGGGACCCUUUAUAAAGAACUGAGAGGCCACACAGACAACAUCACCAGCCUCACCUUUAGUUCAGACAGCAGCUUAAUCGCCUCUGCCUCCAUGGACAACUCGGUACGAGUCUGGGACAUCAGGAACACUUACCGCAGUGUGCCUGCUGACGCCUCCUCCAGCGAGCUUGUGGGUGUGUACACCAGGCAGAUGAGCAGCGUCCUGAGUGUGCAGUUCAUGGCCUGUAACCUUCUUCUGGUGACUGGAAUUACACAAGAAAAUCAGGAACAUUAUUUUUUUUUCUUUGUUGGAAUGGACUGGCACAGUGGUGGAAGGCCUUCAGUUGCAGUCCUUCCACAAGUCGAGACUCAAUCACUGACUGUGAAAGAACACCCUGCUCCUCUGUCUUUUGGGCCCUCAUUCCAGGCAGGCCCUCCUUCACUCAGUUCCCCAGCAUCAAAGGCCUGGGUUGGGGUUGGAGGCUGAGGCAAGGCAGUGGUGAGUGGACACAAGAUCUAGAAUUAGGAUGCUCCAGAGGCCCUGUGGCAUGCCCUGCACGAGUGAGCACUUUCCUGUCUCUUUCUCUUCUGUCCCAUCCCCUGCCCGGGGCUGUUCUUAGAGGUUGGUUGCAGAGCACUCUAGAAGCUAGUGGCAGAGGUGUCACCUACAGUCCGGCCCUUGGUGGAAGGGAAGUCCUUAUUGGUGGAGGGAUGUUGGGCUGGGAACUAGGAAAGGGGAGGGGAUGAUUUUGACCAAAAGUCUUUCCUUUUUCAUAAUUACAGAGAACCAGAAUUUUUUAUUAUUGUUAUUAUAAUUAUUACUAUUGGCUUGGUGCCUGUGGCUCAAGUGGCUAAGGCCACAGCCACAUACACCUGAGCUGGAGGGUUUGGAUCCAGCUUGGGCCCGCCAAACAACAAUGAUGGCUGCAACAAAAAAUAGCUGGGCAUUGUGGUGGUCACCUGUAGUCCCAGCUACUUGGCAGGCGGAGGCAGAAGAAUCGCUUGAGCCCAGGAGUUGGAAGUUGCUGUGAGCUGUGAUGCCAUAGUGCUCUACCCAGGGCGACUGUUUGAGGCUCUGUCUCAAAAAUAUAUAUUAUUAUUAUUAUUAUUAUUAUUAUUAUUAUUAUUAUUAUUGAGAAAAGGAAACCUAGCAUUCGCAGAGGGGAACUUCUCUGCUUUUUUUCUUCAGGUUUGACUCCUGGCACUGGCUUUGACACUUUGAAUUUUGAGGUUCAGUGAAUUCAGAGAAUUUGGUAGCCCAGUGUAUUGGAGAAAGGGAAAUUUUGGGUAGUAGAUUGAUCACCUCAGUUGACAUGUUCCUGGAAGUGGGUGGGUGGGUUUUAUUGAGAACAUUUGGGCUCUUGGGCUUCUGCAGUGAUGGUGGGGAAAAAAUUCAUUCCAUGGCUGCACUUCUACUGCGAAUUCUCUCUGCUCAAAAGAAAGAAUAUGAUAAAGAAUAACUUGGAGCAAUAAGUCACAAGAUAGAAUUAGAGAAAUGUGGAAUUUCUAAAUGACCCUUCAGAGGUGUAGCUUUCUCUGCAUCUUUCUUGCCUGUGAUGAUCCGUUCCCACCUCCUGCACUGCAAUCCCAGGCAGCAUGUAUAUCAAAGUGUGUUCUAGUAAAAAGCAAGUUCUAAUUUUUUGAAAAAGGAUUAAAUAUUUCUGUUUUCUUUUUUUUUUGCACUUUUUGGCUGGAGUUGGAUUUGAACCUGCCACCACUUAUGGGGCCCGCACCCUACUCCUUUGAGCCAUAGGCGCUGCUGUUGUAUUUUGUUUUCUAUCAAAAUACAUUUAGUUAUUUUUUUUUUUGAGAUAGAGUCUCACUUUGUGGCCCUCAAUAGAGUGCUGUCGCAUCACAGCUCACAGCAAUCUCCAACUCUUGUGCUAGGCAAUCCUCUUGCCUCAGCCUCCUAAGUUGUUGAGGCUAUAGGCGCACGCCACAAUGCCCAGCUAUUUUUUGGUUGCAGUUUGUCCAGGGCUGGGUUAAAACCCGCCACUGUUGGUAUAUGGGGCCGACGUCCUAUCAACUGAGCCACAGGCCCCGCCCAAAUACAUUUAGUUUCAAAAAAAAUGUGAAGUACAAGAAUUUAGUAUUUGCAAAACCAAGAAUUGCUUUAUAGUUUGUCCUAUGAUGAUACUCAGCUACAUCCCCUAAAAGAACCAGAUGUCUCUAUAUAUCAUUAUUACUUCCCAGGACAUUCCAAUUUCAGUUCUGUAACGACUGGCUACAUAUAGUUCUGUAAUGAUUAGCUACAUCCCAGCCACAUACACCUGCCUUUCCCACCACACUGUCCCUGGGCCAACACAGUGUGUCUGUCACCAUACAUUACUUUUCAAGUCCUAGAAAUGUAUUUAAGUUGAAUAAUAAAG
Messenger RNA from Nycticebus coucang (slow loris), 4576 nucleotides. RefSeq names its product TAF5-like RNA polymerase II p300/CBP-associated factor-associated factor 65 kDa subunit 5L. Gene Ontology annotation, biological process: regulation of DNA-templated transcription. Gene Ontology annotation, molecular function: transcription coactivator activity; protein binding. Gene Ontology annotation, cellular component: nuclear protein-containing complex; histone acetyltransferase complex. The record is from RefSeq and is a predicted model, not a curated record. NCBI's taxonomy places the organism in Eukaryota, Metazoa, Chordata, Mammalia, Primates, Lorisidae.